AUGGCCGCCCGAGUCGCCCGAUUCCGGGAGGCAAGGCUGCGGGAGCUGGAGGCGGCCGUGUCCGAUCUCGACGCGGACGCCCUCGCCAGUCUGCUCGCGAGACUGCAGUCCCAGAGAGUUCUUGGCAAGGGGGGCCUGGCCAUCCUGGCCACUUUCGUGGCCGAUGUGGAGCGGGACGCGCCGUCGUUCGCGUUCGGCCACUCCGCUGCGGCGCCGCCCUGGGACGAGGGCGCCGUGGCUGACGCCGUUUCGGUGCCGGGCGUGGUGACGUCGAAGGGCAGUCGCGUGUGGUGCCGCGGGACAGUCGUUCCGACGUUCGGCGUGGAGAUCCCGGAUGUCCUCCCAGCCACAGCGUCGCCCGUUUUUCUGGGCGCGCGUGACGCCGCUGAGGCUCGCGACUUUUUGCUGCUAGCGAAGGGCGACGUCCGCCCGCGUAGCCUCGCUAUCAUUAAUAUGCCGGCUCUCGCCCCUGCGCAGAGAGACCCCCUACACGACGGGGCGGCGUCUGCGUGGCGUGCCGCGUCGGCCGACGCCGGGCUGAGGCCCCCCCUGGGCGAGCGCAACGUCGUGGGCAACCGCCGCAGAGGUUUGGUCGGGGCACCGUGGGGUCGCCAGCGGGGCACCGACGGGGCACCGCGGAAUUGGUUUCCGGGGGUGUGA
Prorocentrum cordatum is the source of this 660-nucleotide messenger RNA. Lineage: Eukaryota; Dinophyceae; Prorocentrales; Prorocentraceae. The record is from the annotation of a GenBank genome assembly.